Molecule: messenger RNA, 1284 nt
Organism: Didymodactylos carnosus
Lineage: Eukaryota; Metazoa; Rotifera; Eurotatoria; Philodinida; Philodinidae
Source: the annotation of a GenBank genome assembly
AUGAGUGAGAAAGCAAAUGUAUCGUCAUCGUUUCGUCAAGUCACUGGAAUUAUACUCGGUUGUGGUAGUCGCGGCACAGUUUAUUCAUCUUAUGCAAAUUUUUAUCCAGAACGUUUCAAUAUUGUUGCAAUAGCUGAUAACCGUUUAGCAGCUCGUAAAAAAUUACAAAAACGAUUUAAUCUUGAUGAUAAACAUGUCUAUGACAAUUGGCAACAUGUGGCAGCAUUAGAAAACAAAAUAGCCGAUUGUGUGCUUAUUGCCUUACCUGAUAUCGAACAUUAUGAAGCAACUAUUGCAUUCGCAUCAAAAGGUUAUCAUAUACUCUUAGAAAAACCCAUGGCUACAUCGUUAGAACAUUGUAUACGUAUAGUCGAACUUUGUGAAGAAAAGAACCUAAUAUUAGUUGUAUGUCAUGUAUUAAGAUAUUUGCCAGUUGUUAAAAAAAUAAAACAACUUUUGAACAACAAUAUAAUUGGUUAUUUUCAUUUUGCACAUUCUUUUGUAAGAGGAAAUUGGCAUAAUACUAAGCAAAGUACAUUUUCAUUAUUGGCAAAAUGUUGUCAUGAUUUGGAUUUAAUUCAGUAUUGGUUUCAACCGUCAAAAUGUGUACAAGUAUCAAGUUUUGGUAAAUUGAUGCAUUUCAAAAAAGAAAAUAAACCGGUGGGUGCUGGUGAUCGUUGUUUACAUUGUUCAGUCGAAGAUAAAUGUCCCUAUUCAGCAAAAAAAAUAUAUCUCGAUUCAAUGACAGUUGGAUGGCCUGUAUCAGCUAUUUGUGAUAUUGAAGAUAAUGAUAAGUACAAUACAGUUAGAACAAAAGUAAUAAAUGCGUUAGAAAAUGGAAAUUAUGGAAAGUGUGUCUAUGGGAAUUGCAACAAUGAUGUCGUCGAUCAACAAGUUGUAUUGAUGAACUUUGAUGAUGGUGGAACAGCAACAUUGUCCAUGGUUGCAUUUACACAAGAAAUAUGUGUUAGAACGACAAGAUUAUUCGGAACGAUGGGAGAAUUAAAAUGGGAAGGUCGAAACAAAAUCAUUCAUGACGAUUUUUUGACUGGAGAUCGCACCGUAUAUGACGAAGAAGAAAACAUGAAUGACGCAGGAAUAAUGUCGGGACAUGGAGGAGCUGAUUACUAUGCAAUGGAUUCAUUUAUUAAAGCCGUUGCAUGCAAUGAUCGAUCACUCGUUGGUACAGGACCCCAAGAGUCUCUUAGAAGUCAUGUGAUUGCGUUUGCCGCUGAGACAGCUCGAUUGGAAAAUAGAAUUUGUUCAAUUAGUGAAUUUAUUUGA